This is a messenger RNA of Dromiciops gliroides (monito del monte), 6806 nucleotides long. Its product is annotated as zinc finger protein OZF-like. Gene Ontology annotation, molecular function: RNA polymerase II cis-regulatory region sequence-specific DNA binding; DNA-binding transcription factor activity. Gene Ontology annotation, biological process: regulation of transcription by RNA polymerase II. The coding region runs from base 157 to 2904 and encodes 915 amino acids. Lineage: Eukaryota; Metazoa; Chordata; Mammalia; Microbiotheria; Microbiotheriidae. Gene Ontology annotation, cellular component: nucleus. The record is from RefSeq and is a predicted model, not a curated record. The transcript is spliced from 5 exons.
GUCCAUUUGCGCACGCGCGCUUCCUCAGUGAGAUGGAGCGUCGGGCUCCUUUGUUGGCUCGAAACCGGCUCCGCUCGCUCGGAAGACUGGGAUACUAGGUCUGAGGCUAAUAAUUCAAUUCCAAAAGAGUAAAUUUCUGGAGAAAGAUCAUCUCAGAUGAUAGUAAUGGAAUCACAGGCUAGUCCCUCUGACUCCAAGUUAAGAGAAACCAAGGAAUCUGAUGUUUGGUUAAAGAAACAACUGGUAAAUGAGGAGAGACAUCUGAAGCAAGCAACAAUCACCCACAAUGAAACUCCUAAAGAAUGUAGUCAGUUUGGAAAAAUAUAUAGUUUAAAGUCAACCCUUGUUACAACACAGAAAGUUCCUCUAGAAAAAGCACAGCAUAAAUGUGAUAUGCAUGGAAAGAACUUCAAACAGAAUUCAAAUACAGUUAAACAUCAGGGAAAUACAGAGAAGAAAACAUAUAAAUGUAAUGAAUGUGAAAAAGUUUAUAGUGACCACUCAACCCUUACUCAGCAUUAUAUAAUUCAUACUGGAGAGAGACCCUACAAAUGUAAUGAUUGUGGAAAAGCAUUCAGUCGGAGCUCAUCCCUUAAUAAGCAUCAGAGGAUACAUACUGGAGAAAAACCCUAUGAGUGUAAUGAAUGUGGAAAAGCCUUUCUUCAGAGCACACACUUUAUUCAACAUCAGAGAAUUCAUACUGGAGAAAAACCUUAUGGAUGUAAUGAAUGUGGGAAAUCUUUCAGUCAAAGCUCCUAUCUCAAUCAACACCAGAGAAUUCAUACUGGAGAGAAACCUUAUGAAUGUAAUGAUUGUGGGAAGACAUUCAGCCGGAGUGCACACCUUACUCAGCAUCAGAGAAUUCAUACUGGAGAGAAACCAUUCAAAUGUGAUGAAUGUGGGAGAGCCUUCAGUCGCAAUUCUUCCCUUUUUGAACAUCAGAAAAUUCAUACUGGAGAGAAACCCUAUGAGUGUAAUGAAUGUGGCAAGGCCUUCAGCCAGAGCACACUUCUUACACAACAUCAGAGAAUUCAUUCUGAUGAUAAAUCAUAUAAGUGUAAAGAAUGUGGAAAAGCCUUCAGCCGGAGCUCAUGCCUUUCUAAACACCAGAGAAUCCACACUGGAGAGAAACCUUAUAAUUGUAAUGAAUGUGGGAAAUCUUUUAGCCAAAGCUCAUGCCUUUCCAAACAUCAGAGAAUUCAUACUGGAGAGAAACCCUAUGGUUGUGAUAUAUGUGGGAAAGCCUUUAGUCAGAGCACACACCUUACUGAACAUCAGCUUAUUCAUACUGGAGAAAAACCUUAUGAAUGUAUUAAAUGUGGGAAACUGUUUAGUCGUAAGUCAUCUCUUCUUGAACAUCAGUUUAUUCACACUGGAGAAAAACCUUAUGAAUGUAUUAAAUGUGGAAAAACAUUUAGCCGAAAAUCUUCCCUUAUUGAGCAUCAGUUUAUUCACACUGGAGAGAAACCUUAUAAAUGUAAUGAAUGUGGGAAAACCUUUAGCCAGAGCAGUAAUACACAUUUGGAAAACCAUUGGAGAACUCACUCUGGGGAGAAGCCAUAUAAAUGUAGUGAAUGUGGAAAAGCCUUUAGUUAUGCUUCAUCCCUUACAAAACACCAUAGAAUUCAUACAGGAGAGAAGCCCUAUAUAUGUAAAGAAUGUGGUAAAGCUUUCAGUGAGAGCUCAAACCUCAUUCAACAUCGGAAAAUUCAUACUGGAGAAAAACUCUAUAAAUGUAAAGAAUGUGGGAAAGCCUUCAACAAGAAUUCGUCCCUUACCCAGCAUCUCAGAAUCCAUACAGGAGAGAAGCCCUACAACUGUAAGGAAUGUGGGAAAGCCUUCAGCGAGUACUCAAACCUGAUUCAACAUCAGAAAAUCCAUACUGGAGAAAAGCUCCAUAAGUGUAAUGAUUGUGGUAAAGCCUUCAACAAAAAUUCAGCCCUUACUCAGCAUGUCAGAAUUCAUACAGGAGAGAAGCCCUACAAAUGUAAGGAAUGUGGAAAAGCUUUUAGUGAAAACUCAUCCCUCACUCAACAUCUGAGAAUUCAUACUGGUGAAAAACCUUAUGAGUGUAAGGAGUGUGGGAAAGCCUUCAACCGGAGCUCGUCUCUUAAUAAGCAUCAGAAAAACCAUUCUGGAAAGAAGCCCUAUAAAUGUAAAGAAUGUGGAAAAGCUUUUGGCCAGAGUACCCAUCUUGCUCGACAUCAGAGAACUCAUACUGGAGAAAAACCUUAUGAAUGUGAAAAAUGUGGGAAAGCCUUCAGCCAGGGGACACAUCUUACUAAACAUCAGUUCAUUCACACUGGAGAGAAACCUUACGAAUGUAACGAAUGUGGAAAAGCCUUCAGUGAGAACUCAUACCUUAUUAAACACCAGAAAAUUCAUGAGGAGUAUAAACCAUAUAAAUGCCAACAUGGGGCACGUGGGAAAAUCUUCAGGCAGUUUUCAGACCCAGUUAAGUGUAAGAGAAUUCGUGUAGGUCAGAAAGCUUAUAAGUGUAAGGAAUGCGGGAAAACCUUCAGUGACUGCUCAACUUGUAUUCGGCAUCAGAGAAUCCACACUGGAGAGAAACCCUACAAAUGUAAGGAAUGUGGGGAAGCCUUUACUCGAAGCACAUCCCUUAUUGAACAUCAAAGGACUCACACUGGAGAAAAACCCUAUGACUGUAAUGAAUGUGAGAAAGCUUUCACCCGGCGCUCAUCCCUUAUCAAACACCAGAGAGUUCACACUGGGGAGAAGCCCUAUGAAUGCAGCGCCUGUGGGAAAGCCUUCAGUCAUGGCUCAGCCCUCAUCAUCCACCAGAGAAUACACACUGGAGAAAAGCCCUAUAAGUGUAAUCAGUGUGUUAAGGCCUUCAGUAAUAGUUCAGCUCUCAUUAGACACCAGCAGCAUCACAACAUAUAGACAGGCCCACGAUGGGCCUCCCCUCCAGCAGAAAGGCUCUUUACUGGUCCUUUGGCCCUCUCCUCUCAUCUGCCUUCCCCAGCUCUUUGGUUCUUGUGACCCACCUCUCUUCCAGAUCACCCACCCUGGGGACUGUUCAUCCCCCUGGCCUAGGUUCCCUGCUGUGGCUUAUUUUUAUAGAUGCCCUCUUCUCACCUUCCUCUGCCUGGCAGAGUCUCUCUACUCAAGAAUUACCUUAUCAUGAAUAGCCCCAAAUCUCUCCGAAUCUCUUCUCACCUUCCUCUGCCUGGCAGAGUCUCUCUACUCAAGAAUUACCUUAUCAUGAAUAGCCCCAAAUCUCUCCGAAUCUCCUAGUUUGACUAUUGCCUCCCACCCUAUUUCUUUUCUCCUAAACUUAGUCACUGUUCUGUGUGUCCAGUGUCUCAAGCUUGGCCGCUUGGUCUUACCAUCCUCCCCCUUAGCCAUUGCAUCCAUUCCCAUUAAUUCAGUGAUCAUUCUGUUUGAGGGGUGUGUGUGUGUGUGUGUGUGUGUGUGUGUGUGUGUGUGUGCGCGUGUGUGCGCGCGCGCGUGCACCGCUCAGGCGCGCACAUCGCGCCAUCCUAGCUGCCUCUUCUACCACUCCACAUGAAUGACCCACCAGUGCCUCAGAAAGAUAUUUCCAAAACCCAAAUGAUCUUCCCUCAAAGCCCACCCGUUCUGAGCUCUCUUUCGGUUUAUGAUUCCGCCCUCCCACCGGCUUGGAAAUCUUGAUUUCUACGCCGUGUGGUGGGUAAAGCGUUGGAUUUGGAAUCUGGAAGAUCGGACUCCACGCGCUGCCUCUGACGCUUAUUAGCUAUGUGUUUAUUCAGUUCAAUGACAAAGAUAGAUUCCAUUCUGAGGAGCGUGGUGAGAUCAGGAUCGCGGCCUAAAAGCUAGAAGCAGCUUCAGAGACCAUUUAGACCAGGCAUUCUUAAACGGGGCCAUUGAAAAUAGUUUGAGAAGUGUUUCGCUGGACAUCAUUUCCUUUCUAAUCCUCUAUAUCUUAUCCAUUUUCAAACCUCAUUCUGAGAAGAGGCCCAUCGGUUUCACCAGGCCGCAGAAGAGAUCCAGGACCCUCCAAAGACCCCAAGCUGCUCGUGCAAGCUUCCCAAUUGAAGAUGAAGCAGCAGGCCCAGGGAAGUCGAGGGGCAUGUGAAGCCUCAGGCGGCCUGAGCUGCUGUGCUCAUGCUGGCUGUUUAGUCUUUUGCAUUUCCUACAGAAUCUCCAAGUGGGAGGACCAGACAGACCGAAGAGGCUCUGUGGUGUAGCUCCGCCCGUGCCUGUUUUCCGGCUCCCCACUGAAGUGGGCUUGUCCCUUCUUUGGGACCCUCUUUCCUCCUGUUAACUAAACAAAACAAAAGAAAACAAAACGCUUUUCUGUUCUUCACUUGUCAAUUCUGGCUUCUUCAGCUGCUUUCACAGCCCCAUACUCUUCUCCCAGUGCUCAUUGAAGCCAACUCCUUCAUUUGACAUGUGGGGGAACCGAGGCCCCAAGAUGUGAAGUUACUUACCCAGGGCCACACAGAGGGUAGCAGAAGCACUCAACCUCAAGUCCCUUUGAGUCCAAAGUCAGUGUGCUUCCCAGGCGAUGGCAAUGCUGCUCCUGUCCACUGUCCAUUCUUCAGUGCCUAGGGGAUCCACCUCCAUCUCUUUCUUUCUUCAGAAUUUCAUUCUUGAGAGCUUCCCAUGCCUUCUGGGCAAACUUGUGUCGCUUUGUAGUCCCUGGGAUAUCCUGUUCAUUCUUUGCCUGAGCAGCCUUUUGAAACCCGCUCUCCCCAAGGCUGGGUGAGUGGCAGCCUCUGCCCUCCCUCCCCAUUCAGAAUAGAAUUUCCCCUUCUUGCUCCCUCCCCUUUUCCUAAUAAGAGGAUGUCAGGUGAACAUAUGCUUUGGACUCAAGCGGAUAGACGUCCAGGGAACUGAGGCGGUCCUCCCCUGCGGGAGCGCGCUUCCCCAGCCUGUGAUCCGUGUCCCAGCCACCUCUGGGCCUUCCUUGUGUCCUGGCACAGCCCUGGUGCCCUUUGCUGCCUCCUUGCCCACAGCCUGGCGUUCCCAGAUGGCCGCCUUCCUAGCAGGCCCCCUUUGGUCUGCCCUAUUUCAUUUUUUGAUUAAGGCACAGGUCUUCUCCCAUAAAACCCAGUGCCAGUCAUUGAUUGGGAGUCCUUGUUCCGCUAACUCGGUGGCCGAAGUGUGUCCACACACCCAAGGCCAAGGGUUUGGUCUCUUGCUCCUUUCUGGGAUUUUGUCUCCAACAGCCUUCUCAGUAUGGACCAGGACUCUUCUCACGGUGACUCUUCCUCCCCACCGUACCCAGCUGCGUGAGGACAGGGAGUCGUCCUGCCCACGUCUCCCUUCUUUUCAGCUUACCACCCUUGCGAGUGGCUUUGCAAGACUUGAGGCAAACACAUUCUUGUCUUUACCUUUUGCAUUUUUCAUCCUAAAUAUAAUGGACACUAGGAAAUGAGAUACAAAGUAGAACAGAAAAAGGAUUGUGUGUAAGAACACAAAUCUGUUAUGGGUAGCUUGCUUUGUGAAAGUUCAAUAAUAAAUUCAAUGUGUUACUUUGCAAGUUGUGCUGCUUGCCUUUAUUUCCCUCAGAAUUUCCUUCACUCUUCAGGGCAUUUUUCACAAAUGCUUCAGUGACUCUUGGCUUUUUUUUUUCUGUGGCCACCCUAUCGCUAGCUUCUUUUCCUCCCUUGAGUCCCACUCCUACCACCAAUAGGAAAAGAGAACACGAUUCUUGUAACAAGCCCCACUGAGCCAAACAAAGCUACAUAUUUAGGCAAAUCUUUUCAGCUCUUAUUAGCUGCCCUUUGUUGUGUUCCGGCGUCCACGAAUCCAAAGCUUGUUCAGAUGCCCCCUUCUUAUUCGAUUCCCCCAAAAUGCUUUUCAGAAUGAAUUCUGCACCUUUGAUAGACAAAAGUGAUAAAAACACCACCUGUUACCUGAGACUAGAGUGGAUAGCAGCCUGGAGUCAGCAAGUCCUGACUUCGAAUCCUGACUCAAGACACAGUAUCUGAGUGACCCUUGGCAAGUCUGUUUGCCUUAGUUUUUCUCAGCUAUAAAAUGGGGAUAAUGAUAAUGUCUGCCUCCCAGGGUUGUGAGGGAGGAUCAAAUAAGAAUAUUUGUAAUAAAAAAAAAUAUUUGCAAAGCACUUUGCAAACCUUAAGGUGCUAUAUAAAUGUUAGCUAUAAUUAUUAUAAUUAAGGUACUCGGCGUCUUGCCCAGUGCCUUGUAAUCUUUGGCAAUGCUUUCUGGGUUCCCUUUGGAAUUAGGAUUUGUGCUUUGUGAAUCACCAGAAGUCACCCUCAGGCCUGAUGAGCCUUGGGACUUGACAAAUUCUCACUGGCUCACAGCUUGGAGAGGGGAAGCCCAGAGACCUCCUCAUGAACAGUUGACAAUUGCUGCCUCGGCCCCUUGGCCAAGCCCCGCGUUGCCUCUUGCCACUAGUGCCUCAGCUGCUCCGUCUCUGGCCUCUCUUCCCUCCAGCCUUCCCCUCAUAAGCUGCCCUGACUGGCAGGUCUGCUCUUCUCCCAACCAUCAGAGCUCCCCCAUCCACCUCUCCAGGUUCAUUUCACACUGCAAUCCCACUGCCCUUUUACAUUCCAGCCAAACUUGGCUCCCAGAUCCAUUCUCUGCCCUCUGGCACCUCCGUUGGCCUUCCUCCUCUCUCUCCACCAGGCCCGUUGGUUGCCUCUGUCUCCAUUAAGCAAGCUUUGCCUGGCGUAGCCCUGCCCCCUAUGGGAAAGGGAUCUCUUAAAUUUUCAAAGAGCAUUUAUUUAACCUCUCUCACCCUCCUACCCCAUACACUUAUUAGUACAGCUUCCUGUUACCCACACAGACCCACACAAUGAGAUUGCAAGCUUGAGGGCAGAACUUCAUUUUUG